Molecule: messenger RNA, 1962 nt
Organism: Ruditapes philippinarum (Manila clam)
Lineage: Eukaryota; Metazoa; Mollusca; Bivalvia; Venerida; Veneridae
Exons: 1
Coding region: 98-1213 (371 amino acids)
Molecular function (GO): protein binding
Source: RefSeq, a predicted model, not a curated record
UUUUCUCCCUUUGAUUUGUAACCGCCACUGUAGCUGAUAGAAGUUCACUGUAGUCUAGCGGAUAGAUUUUAUUAUCUUUAACUAAACUUCACCUAGCAUGGAGGCAGUUGAAAACGUCAGAAUUGCAGACGAAGCUGAAAAUAUUGUUACCGAUGAAGAAAGUAAGAUCAUAGCUUUAGCCGAGGUUAAAUCGCCUACUUUCGGUUUCACUGAAAAAACUUGGAGAACUGACCUGUGUCUUGUUGUGGAAGGAACAAAGCUGUACGUCGCAAAGGUGAUUCUUUCACUUGCUUCGCCAGUAUUUGAUGCAAUGUUUCAAUCUGACUUCAAGGAAAAGUCUAGUGACAAGCUUGAAUUGCCUGGGAAGAAACUAACGGACGUUUUGGAAUUCCUUCGAUGUAUUUACCCGAACACAUGCGCCCAAAUCAAUCGCGACAACGCUAGGAAAAUUCUUCCCCUUUUAGAAGAGUACCAGGUCUUUCAACAUAAGUCUAGAUGUGAACUGGUUCUGUUAGAAACUGUCACUGAAGAAACGACGACGGAUGAAUUGUUACAGUUGUUGAAGGAAGCAUGUUUGUAUGAUCUUAAAGCUCUGCGUGCUAGAUGUAUAUUUCUAAUAUCAUCUAGACCAUGUGAUGCAUUGGACGAAAGCUAUUGUGAGUCGUUUCCAUCGGCAAGUGCAUUAAAUGAGAUAUUUGUUAAUGUUAAUACAACAAUGAAGAAAAAGAUAGAAGAGUUUGAACAAGUUGCUGAAGAACAUCUAUUGUUUAAGCAGUACAUGUCAUCAGAAAUACGUAAAAGAAAGAAGGAUUUGAAUUUAGAUCCUGAAAAGAAAUGGGAUGACAAGACCAUAGUUUUAAUUGAUGCUAUUCCAAAGAACAGGGAAGAAAGUAAGGGAGUCGAUAUUUCUAUUUGGGAGGUUCCACUGAAGAUAAGCAUAGUGAGAGAGAAUAGUAAGCUUUACUUAAAAGUCGAAAAAAUUUGUAAAAAUACAACCGACUUUGAUAUCAAUGUGAUCUGCAUACUAGUUAAUAGACAACCAAGUGGACAAAAUCAUGUGAGUGUGGACAGCGGAAGUUUUGGCUCAAGUGUACAAUAUCGAUCAUUUUCAAUUAUAGAAAUCUAUGGUAUUGAACAAGUUAGGAGGGGUUACGUUCUCGACAGAAAGAUUGGUAUUAUUGCACAGGUGUUAAUGUCAGAGCCUCACAAAUAGUAGAGGUAACCAUUGAAAAUUGCUCUGAUUUAUGUAUGUCAUGACUAUAAAGAAAGGUAUCUUUAAUUAUUGUAAGAAAUAUAAAUAGUGUUUACAAAUGAUUGUGAUAUCUUGACCAUGAAUCAAGUGUUGUGUACUGUAAAACACUGAAUUUAGAUUGUAUUUAUCAUUUACAAUUACAUAGAAACUGUUAUCUUAUUUACAUAUGAUAUCAUUAUAAUUUUGUUUGUUUUGUGUAUUGUUUACAAAGAAAAUCGGGACUAUCAAUUUGUGUGCAACUUUCUGAUUUUUCUUAAUUGACAAGUUUGUCAUGCAAAGAUGAUGGAAAUAUUGAAGGUGUUUGCUGCAUUACAAUAUGUAUGAAAUAAAAUACUUGUCAAAUUAAGCAAAAUUGUAUCUGAAAAUUAUAAAUGUCAAAUAUACGUGUGUACAUGUGAGUGUUUUUGCAUUCCCCCCUUUUUUCUAUGUACGUGUCCUUCAUUUUUGGUAUAAAUAAUUAAAUAUCGUCGAACGAACUAUCAGUAAACCCACUGUGUGUUGUGCUUUGACGUGGUAAUGUGACGGAGCAAAUAAAUAAGGUAACCCAGUGUGGGACCUAAAGAAAGGUACAUGAAGGUUCUUUUAAUGAAAAGUAGUCCUCGGUUGUUUAAACCAAAAUAUCUUUCAAAAAUGAAGGGAUAUACAAUGUACAUGUAAAAAAGAUCACUUCCAUUAUCAUUGACAUUGUUAUUGCUUUAUUGCACGAAGUC